CGUGUACGUCAAUCUUCAACCCUCCACAUUCGUCGUGGUCGUCUUGUGGUCGUCGUCGUGCUUUAAAAUUUCGCUACGUUUCAGCCUGCCAAAAUCCUCCGGAUUAAUAGUAUAAUUCCCAGAAAAAAACCGUGCGUUUCAACUCUCGAAGUGUAAUCGUUUCGAUUUCGGAUAGUGCGGUACGAGUUUGAGUCGUUAAAUCGGGAAAAAUCAGUGGUGCGAAGUGAGGCAAAGUCUCGAACCUUUUCCGAGAAAGGGAGAAAAAACCAGGAAGAAGAAACACUCGAAGCACCGUUCUGGUAUUCGGAACUAUGGCCAGUUAUCACCAAAGCCAUCAUCGCGAGAACCGUGGUGGAGGUGGAGGAAGACAUCACAACAAUCGCCACCGUCACCAUCAUCAUCAUCAUCAUCAGCAACAUAAUAAUAGCAACAGCAGCAGCGCCGGAAGUGCCCUCAACAGUAGCACCGGAAGCAACGUCAAGCAUUCUUCGCCGUCCGAAUCGUCGGAACCGUGCAAUGAUUCCGUUUGUGUGGUCUGCUUCAAGCCGAUCCAGUUCUACGCCAUUGGCGAGUGUGACCAUCUGUGUUGCUUCGAGUGCUCGACCCGGAUUCGGGUGCUGUGCAGGCAGAAUGAUUGUCCGAUCUGUCGACGGGAUUUGGCCAAGGUCAUCUUUUCCAAAACGCUCGCCCCCUACAAGGAGCUGGACGUGAAGAAUCGGUCCGGGCUGUACGAUAAAAAGUAUCGGAUCUGCUUCACGGAUGGGGACGUGCAGCAGGCGUUCUUCGAGUUGCUGGACAAUAAGUGUCCCAGGUGCGACGAGAAGAACUUCUCCAAGUUCGACAUCCUGCGGGAACACGUCCGUAAACGGCACGAACUGUUCUACUGCGACAUCUGUACCGAGCACCUGAAGAUCUUCUCAUCGGAGCGCCGGUGUUACAGUCGGCAGGACCUGGCCAUCCAUCGGCGGGUUGGCGAUCCGGACAACGUCGGCCAUCGGGGUCAUCCCCUGUGCGAGUACUGCGACAAACGGUUCCUGGACAAGGACGAACUGUUUCGACAUCUGCGGAAGGAGCACUUCUUUUGCCACUUUUGUGAUGCGGACGGGGCCAACUACUUCUACGGUGACUAUGACUCGUUGCGGGAUCACUUCCGACAGGAGCACUACCUGUGCGAGGAAGGCGACUGUGAACAGGAACAGUUUACGGCGGUGUUCCGAUCGGAGAUUGAUUUGCGUGCGCAUCGGGCUUCGGCCCACGGGAAGAGCAUGAACAAGUUGGCCAACAAACAAACGAGGACUUUAGAGUUGGAAUUCAGUUAUGCGCCACGGGGGCAUCGGGAGGGUGGUGGAGGGCAUCCCGGUUCGGGACCCUCAGGAAGUGGUCCAGGUGGUGGUAGAAACCGUGGUGGGGGAAAUAGUGAUCGUGGAGGUGGUGGCGGCGGAAAUCGCGGAGGCUACGAUACUCAGAGAGAUUUCGAUACGUUGAUUAACGAUUCGAUGGUGACGCAGCAUCCGCCCAAAAAGAUAGACGCUAAUAGUGAGCAGGACUUUCCGUCUUUAGGCGGCACAGGCGGAAAUCCCGUAUUCCGACCAAACAACGUUUCGAUACGACAGCGAGUGUUCGGUGCCGCUGGUUUGGCCAGGACGAAAGAAAACUUCCCCGCCCUCGGAUCAGAGGGCGGGGAUGGACCAGGAUCGGCCAGCAUCAAUGAAGGCUUUAGUAGUAAGAUUACCGCUAGUUCCCUGUUGAAACCUAGUCAACCGAUGACGAGCAGCAGCAGCAGCAGCAGUGGAGGUGUUUCCGGGUCAGGAAGGGGCCAGGGAGGUCAAGGAUCGUCCAAACCGAGUACCAGUAUGAUGAUUCACGUGUCAAAUCGACCACCGAGUGGGUCCACCGGUGGUGGUGCGAAGAAGGCGAACAACGUCGCAGAUUUCCCGGCUUUGCCAGGAACCAGCAAAUCAAGCAACAAGAAGGUGGAUCUCUACUCCGACAUGGAGGACACCGACACCACGAGCAACGGGAUGGUCAACCUGAAUGCCAUCUCGGCCAAGCAUCGGUCCCUGGUGGACGGUUACGUAUCGAUGUCCAGCGCGGUGUCCAAGGUGGCUACCGUAGCGCCCCCUAAGGAGACGAAAAAAGCCACUCAGAACGUGGUGCCCAGUGUGAACUCGACCAAGGCGUUCCCCACAUUAGGCGAUGGUAAAGCGCCAAAAUCGGCCCAGUGGAUAGUGGCCAACAAGGUGAACUCGUCGUCCUUUUCCGGCAGUGGCGGUGGAAAUGGCAGCUCCGCAAACGUGUCUUCCAAGAAGAAACCAGUUCCGGCGCCGAACCUGAAGGACGAGAGCAACUUUGUGAACUUGAAUGCGUUGACCGGGAAGAAAUCUGGCGGAGGCGGGGAUACUUCCGGAGCCACCACCGGAAAGACCACUGACAAGAAGAACAAUAACGACCAAGGUCAAACGAAGCAAAGCAAGGGAAAGGACAAGAACAAACCCAAUAAGGAGAAUGAGUCUGCUUCAUUGUCGGACAAUUUCCCGGUGCUUGGCGGUCAGCAAAUUACGGACUUUGCUUUAGCAAAUCUCGGCGGAGGUGGCAGCGCACCGAAACGUGGUCCCCCGGGGUUCGAGAAUGUCAGUGUAAAUAAUAGCAGUAGUGGUAAUAACAACAACAAUAACAACAACGGUAUCAGAAAAGUUCCUGCCCCUCCGCCCGGUUUCAGCAACGUGACCUUGAACUCAGUGGCCAGGAACAUCAACAACUUGACCUUCACCAGCUCGAGCGGCGAGAGCUACAACAUUCUGCCGGGAGCGUACAGCUACGUGGCCCCGUCCAACGCCAGCAAAAGGAAUCAGAACCUAGUGACCCACUUCCAGCGGGCGCUGAAGAAGCCGGAAGCGCUGACCGAGUUCCGCACCAUUUCGCAGAUGUUCCGCGACGGCAUGUACAAUCCGGCCCCGUACUACGAACACUGCAAGGUUGCCUUAGGAGACAGGUUCGCCGAAAUCUUCCCCGAACUGGUGGCCCUGUUGCCCAACAUUACCAAACAGCAGGAACUGUACCUAGUUUACUGUCAGGAUGCCAAGAACCGGCCGAAGAGUGGCGGCGGUCCGAAAGGUGGCAAAUCCUCCGUGCCGCAGCUGGAGGUUUGCCAGGUGUGCAAGCAGGUUCUGGUGCGGGACGAUCUGACCGAGCACUUCCAGUCGCACUACAUGGAGAACAACUUCCCCAAGUUGGGCGCCAACGGCAAUCCGCUGGACGACGGCAAGGUGGCCUCGGCCGCGUGGCGGAAAUAGCGGUAAAUAUGAAUUCUAUUUGGUGAGAACAUUUCUUUUUGUUCCGGGGGGAAAAGAUACGAGUCCAACGCCGAAAAAACGGGGAAACCAUGUUUGAUGUGCUUCUUUUUUCGCGCAGAGUGAAAUGAUAAAGCAACAUAGUGUUUUUUUUAAUUAUCAAGCAAAAUCUAUAUACUAGUAGAACAGAAGAUGAGUAUUUUUGGUUUAACAAAAAGGUUCCAUUUGGUUUAGUGUAAAGGGAGAACAACAAUUUAUUUGGCGUAAAAUUAAAUCGGAAAAGAAAUUCUGCACCGUGCUUGUUAUCCAUUGAUGUUGAUUUUUAAAGUUCGACUUUGCAAAAAUGAUGCGUCUAUCGCCGAAAAACGCUUUUAAUCACUGUACAAACGUAGGAAGAAACGCAAAACUGGUAAAGACUUGUAAAGAGUAGAAUGCUGAAUCUUACUACCUACCCUCAUAUCUACCCUACAAACUCUAUAAAUGCAAUGUAAAUAUAGAAAUUCAGUUCUACAGUUUGAUCACCGGAAAAGUAUAUAGACGAGACACGAUGCCACCAUUUAGAGGGUAAUACACAGAAAAGUGGUUGAAAAUGCUUUUCAAAAUGGAGA
This is a messenger RNA of Aedes aegypti (yellow fever mosquito), 3898 nucleotides long. Its product is annotated as E3 ubiquitin-protein ligase ZNF598. Bases 312 to 3293 code for a protein of 993 amino acids. Gene Ontology annotation, molecular function: ubiquitin protein ligase activity; ribosome binding. Lineage: Eukaryota; Metazoa; Arthropoda; Insecta; Diptera; Culicidae. The transcript has 6 exons. Gene Ontology annotation, biological process: protein ubiquitination; rescue of stalled cytosolic ribosome. The record is from RefSeq and is a predicted model, not a curated record.